Molecule: messenger RNA, 5822 nt
Organism: Malus domestica (apple)
Lineage: Eukaryota; Viridiplantae; Streptophyta; Magnoliopsida; Rosales; Rosaceae
Biological process (GO): proteasome assembly
Cellular component (GO): nucleus; cytoplasm
Molecular function (GO): molecular adaptor activity
Source: RefSeq, a predicted model, not a curated record
UAAAAUUGGCUUCAACUAGAUUUACAAAAGGUGUAUAAAGGUUGUAGGCCUAAACCGUAAUAUAAAAGGUAAAUCACAACCGAAGGCGAAGGAGGAGGUCCAAGGUUUUUCCCAAUUGCUUCUACACAUUUCGUGCUGUGAAAGAAAUGGCGGAAGCAUCAUCGGCGUCUGCGACAAAGUCGGAUGAAGAGAAAGUAGAGAUGCUGGACCGGUUGCUAACUCGGCUAGCUCUCUGCGAUGACUCCAACCUCCAACCCUUACUCUCCAAGCUUCUCCCCUUCACCAUUUCCUCACUUUCUUCUCAAUCCUCCGCCGUCCGCAACAAGGUUCUUGAGAUAUUGAGUCACGUAAACAAGAGAGUGAAGCACCAACCUGAGAUUGGUUUACCCUUGUCGGAGUUAUGGAAUAUAUAUUCGGAAGCUAAUACUGCUUCAAUGGUCAGGAAUUUCUGCAUUCUGUAUAUCGAGAUGGCAAUGGACCGUGCAGAUACAAAACAAAAGGAAGAUUUGGCAGCCAUACUUCUGUCGGGUGUUUCCAGGCUUCCUCUUCAGCACCAAGAAAUUAUACUCAGACUCGCUACUAAGGUCAUUGGUGAAUGUCACUCAAAAGGAAUUAACAAUGAAGUUGCUGCAAAGUAUAGAAUGAUAAGUGAUUCCCAGGACAGGAACGUGUUUCUUGAAUUUUGCCUUCAUACAUUGUUGUAUCAACAGUCAUCUCAAAGAGAAUGCCCACCUGGACUUUCGGUUGCUCAAACCAACCGUGUGACAGGGAAACAACCAUUGAAAAAUGAUAUACUUCUAACAAGAAAGUUAGGGAUCUUGAAUGUUAUUGACGCUAUGGAGCUGGCCCCUGAGCUCGUUUAUCCGCUAUACGUGGCUUCCUCCGUAGAUUGUCAAGAGCCUGUUGUUAAGAGAGGGGAGGAGCUUCUAAAGAAGAAGGCUGCUGGAGCUAACUUAGAUGAUUCAGACCUGAUAAACAAACUUUUUUUGUUAUUUAAUGGUACUGCUGGAUCUCAAAGUGUUGCUCCUGAAUCUAGAAUCACUCCGGCAAAUCCUGCUUUGAAAGCAAAACUUAUAUCUAUUUUCUGCCGAUCUAUUACAACAGCCAACAGUUUCCCUGCAACUUUACAGUGCAUUUUUGGUUGCAUAUAUGGAAGUGAUACCACAUCGAGGUUGAAGCAGUUGGGAAUGGAAUUCACUGUCUGGGUAUUUAAACAUUCAAAGAUUGAUCAACUCAAACUCAUGGGCCCUGUUAUUCUGAGUGGAAUUCUGAAGUCACUUGACACUGUUUCAAGUUCAGAAUCAGAUGCUACUGUUAGGGACUCCAAAACUUUUGCUUAUCAAGCAAUUGGGUUGCUUGCACAGCGCAUGCCUCAACUUUUCAGAGAUAAGAUUGACAUGGCUGUGCGUCUUUUUGAUGCAUUGAAGGUGGAGGCCCAGCAUUUUCGCCUCAGUAUACAAGAAGCAACCAAUUCCCUUGCCACUGCUUACAAGGGUGCCCCAUCAACAGUGCUAAAGGAUCUGGAGAUGCUUUUGCUAAAAAAUGCUCAAGAGGAACAAAGUGAAGUACGAUUCUGUGUGAUAAGAUGGGCGACUUCUUUAUUUGAUUUGCAACAUUGCCCUAGCCGAUUUAUUUGUAUGCUUGGGGCAGCUGAUACUAAAUUGGAUAUAAGGGAGAUAGCUCUUGAGGGCCUUUUACUUGUGAAAGAUGAUGGGCAAAUCAUGAGUCAGAAGCAGGAGCUACAUUACCCAAAACUUGGAGUCAUGUUAGAUUAUAUUCUUAGGCAGCAACCGAACUUAUUAGAUUCAUCUGAGAUGAGGGAGCAGAAGCUUCAUUUUCCCUCAAAAACAUAUCUAGUUAUGAUUCAAUUUCUGUUGAAGUGCUUCGACUCGGAAUUGGAGCAAGACAGUUCUAUUAAAGGGUCAACUGAUUUUCAGUCUUCUGUAGAAGCACUCUGCUUACUUCUUGAACAUGCUAUGGCCUUUGAAGGGUCUGUCGAGUUGCAUGCCCAGGCUUCCAAGGCUUUAAUUGUAAUUGGAUCUUGUAUGCCAGAGCUGAUAGCCUCGCGCUAUGCCCAAAAAGUUUCAUGGCUAAGGCAACUACUCAGUCAUGUUGACUUGGAUACCCGUGAAGCUGCAGCACGUUUACUUGGGUUUGCUUCCUCUGCUCUUGCUCCAGCUGAAUCUUCUGCUCUUAUCUCUGAACUAAUUGCCUCAGUUAGUGGAAGACGUAAGAUAAGGUUUGAAGAACAACAUGGAGCAUUAUGUGCAGUAGGAUAUGUAACUGCAGACUGUAUGUCGCGAACACCAGCCAUUCCAGAUGCACUGUUUCAAACUACAUUAAAGUGCCUUGUUGAUGUUACUAAUUCUGAGACUGCACCACUGGCCUCAAUAGCAACCCAAGCCUUAGGUCACAUUGGGCUGAUUAUCCCAUUGCCUUCGCUUGUUAUUGAUUCUAGUUCAGUUGAUAUUCUGGUUGUUUUAAAUGAGAAGUUGAGAAAACUACUCGGUGGCGAUGACAAUAAAGCAAUUCAAAAAGUUGUUAUAUCCAUUGGCCAUAUGUGUGUAAAGGAAACUUCAUCUUCACGUCUAAAUAUUGCCCUCGAUUUAAUUUUCAGUCUUUCCCGAUCCAAGGUCGAGGACAUCCUCUUUGCUGCUGGCGAGGCUCUAUCAUUUUUAUGGGGUGGUGUUCCAGUGACUGCAGAUUUAAUUCUCAAAGCUAAUUAUUCGCUUUCGAUGGCUUCGAACUUUCUUAUGGGAGAUGUAACCUCAUCUCUGUCAAAAUAUAUCUCAAUUGAAAAGAAUGGAGCUGAAGAAGAACGUAAUGCCAAAGUUAGAGAUGCAAUAACUAAAAAGCUCUUUGACGAUCUUCUAUACAGUACAAGAAAGGAAGAUCGGUGUUCUGGAACUGUUUGGUUAUUAUCAAUUACAAUGUAUUGUGGCCAUGACCCAGCUAUCCAGAAAAUGCUUCCAGACAUUCAGGAGGCUUUUUCACAUCUUCUGGGCGAACAGAAUGAACUUACACAGGAGCUGGCCUCACAAGGGAUGAGCAUUGUGUAUGAACUUGGUGAUGCAGCAAUGAAGGAGAAUUUGGUCCAUGCACUUGUUAACUCUCUGACUGGUUCAGGGAAGAGGAAAAGAGCUAUCAAGCUCGAUGAAGACUCUGAAGUGUUUCAAGAGGGAGUUAUUGGUGAAGGCCUGAGUGGAGGGAAACUGAGCACAUACAAGGAGCUUUGCAAUGUUGCAAAUGAGAUGGGGCAACCAGAUCUAAUUUAUAAGUUUAUGGAUCUGGCUAAUUAUCAAGCCUCUCUAAAUUCCAAGAGGGGUGCUGCCUUUGGAUUUUCAAAGAUAGCUAAGCAAGCAGGAGAUGCUCUAAAGCCACACUUGCGUUCAUUGAUUCCAAGACUAGUUCGGUACCAAUACGAUCCUGACAAAAAUGUGCAGGAUGCUAUGUCACACAUAUGGAAAUCACUAGUAGCAGAUUCAAAGAAAACCAUUGAUGAGAACAUGGACCUCAUUGUUGAUGAUUUGUUAAUACAAUGUGGAUCCCGGCUUUGGCGCUCCCGUGAGUCGUCAUGUCUUGCUCUUGCGGAUAUCAUUCAGGGUCGAAAGUUUGAUCAGGUGGGGAAGCAUUUAAGAAAAUUAUGGUCAGCAGCGUUCCGUGCCAUGGAUGACAUAAAAGAGACUGUUCGAAACUCUGGUGACAAGUUAUGCCGUGCUUUAACUUCAUUGACAGUGAGGCUUUCUGAUGUCUCCCUAACUGAUGUAUCAGAGGCACGCCAUACAAUGGAUAUUGUUCUGCCUUAUCUGCUUACAGAUGGAAUACUAAGUAAAGUUGAUAGUAUUCGCAAAGCAUCUAUCGGAGUUGUUAUGAAGCUUGCAAAGGGUGCAGGGAUUGCAAUUCGCCCACAUUUAUCUGAUUUGGUUUGUUGCAUGCUGGAAAGUUUAUCUAGCCUUGAGGACCAAGGGCUUAACUAUGUGGAGUUGCAUGCAGCAAAUGCUGGAAUACAGACAGAGAAGCUUGAGAACUUAAGAAUUUCAAUUGCAAAAGGUUCUCCUAUGUGGGAAACUCUUGAUCUCUGCAUUAAAGUUGUGGAUGUGGAAUCAUUAGAUCAAUUGGUUCCUCGUCUUGCUCAGUUGGUUCGGUCCGGAGUGGGCCUCAAUACAAGGGUUGGGGUUGCCAGCUUUAUUACAUUACUAGUUCAAAAAGUUGGUGUUGAAAUCAAACCAUAUACGAGCAGGCUACUGAGGCUGUUGUUUCCAGUUGUUAAGGAUGAAAAAAGUGCUGCAUCAAAACGUGCCUUUGCUGGUGCUUGUGCAGCAGUUUUAAAGCAUGCAGCACCUACUCAGGCAGAAAAAUUGAUUGACGAUACUGUAGCUUUGCAUACCGGUGAUAAAAAUUAUCAAGUUUCAUGUGCAAUUUUAUUGAAAAGCUAUUCAUCUGUGGCCUCAGAUGCCUUGAGUGGAUAUCUUGCAGCAAUUAUUCCAGCUAUUUUUAUCUCAAGAUUUGAGGAUGACAAAGUUAUUUCUAGCCUGUUUGAAGAGUUGUGGGAAGAGCAUACAAGUGGUGAAAGGGUAGCCCUUCAGUUGUACUUAGUAGAAAUUGUUUCUUUGAUUUGUGAGGGCAUUGGAUCAUCAUCAUGGGCAAGUAAAAAGAAGUCAGCACAGGCAAUCUCCAAGCUCAGUGAUGUUUUGGGUGAAUCGUUGUCUUCUUACUAUCCUGUCUUGCUCCAAUCUCUUAUGAAAGAGAUUCCUGGUCGGUUAUGGGAGGGAAAGGAUGCUCUAUUAGAUGCAAUAGCUGCUCUUUCUGUGUCUUGCCACAAAGCAAUUUCAAGUGAUGAUCCCUCCACCCUGAAUGAAAUUUUGAGCAUAGUAUCUUCUGCAUGCACCAAAAAAGCAAAGAAAUACCGUGAAGCAGCUCUCACCUGUCUUGAAAAGGUUGUUAGAGCCUUUGGUAACCAAGAGGUCUUUAAUGUGGUUUUUCCAUUAUUACUUGAGAUUUUCAGUUCUGCCAGUCUCGAUCAGUCUGGGAAAGAAUCUUUGGCUGGUGAUGCUGCCAAAGCAGAAGAAGAUCAAGUUGAAAAGGUUUCUGUUCCACACAACAAAAUUUUGGACUGCAUGACAGCCUGCAUCCAUGUGGCACAUAUAAAUGAUAUUCUUGGACAACAGAAGAACUUCUUGCAUGUGUUGAUUACCACGCUGUCAUCUGGACUUCCAUGGACAGUCAAAGUAUCUGCACUUUCAUCAACGAAGGAACUUUGUUCAAUGCUUCAGAAGGCUCUGGAUGACUCUCAAGAACCUUCUAUACAUGCCAGCAUAAUAUCUUCAGUUCAGGAGUUGUUUCUCUCAAUGCCACCUCAAAUAGUUGAAUGCAUACGAACAAUUAACGUUGCCCAGGUUCACGUCGCUGCUUCAGAGACCCUUCUUGUGAUCGUCAAGCUGUAUGAGAAGCUCCAAACGAUACAUUGUAGGGACGAAAAAUUUAUGGGCGAGCUUGUUCAUCUGUAUGAGGUGGAGAAAAAUGGUGAAGCAAAGUCCUUGUUGAAAAAAUGUGUCGACGCUCUUGAAAACCUGAAACAAGAGGAUGUCGAAGAUGACUCGAUGUGUUCGGCAUAAAACUUUUAGGCCAAUAAUUGCCAAUCCAUGGUUGUGAGCAUCUUUUUUUAUAGUGAAAGUGGAUUUGGAGAAAUGCGAGGACGUCCAAUGUGUAUAUUUUAUUAAAACAAAUAUAUUACGUUAAAUUCUGGAGAAUGACCCAAUAUUUCCUUCUAUGUGCCCAAAUUAUGUAGUACUGUUUCUAAGUAAAUUGGGCAGCGUUGAGCA